CACAAAAACACCCACCAUUUUUGCUUUGAAGAAGGAGAAAACAAAAAUAAAUUAGAAAAAAAAGGAAAUAAAUAAAUGUAAUAUUCAUUUGUCAGUUUUUUCAGUUAAAGAGCUGAGGAGAGGAACGGUUGUGUCGCGCUCUCUCCUUGUUUUUUAAUCCCUAAAAGAGCCAGUGGAAGCGGUGGCGGUGGCGGGUGUGGGAGCGGCGGAGCUAGUCCUCAUCGGCUGGUGAGUGGUGGCGCGCUGUCCAAUUACUUAAUUAACCCUGCCCCCGUUGCUUAUUCGAUUAAUUUUAUGAUCAUCACGCCAUAAUAUAAUGGCUCCCCAACUUCCCCCCGACGCCGCCGUUGGCGGCGGCAUUCUCACCGUCGUCGCGGUCGACAAAGACAAGCACAGCGCCUCCGCCGUGAAAUGGGCGGUCGAUUGUCUCCUCGUCAACAACAAUAUCACUCUCAUCCUGGUCCACGUCCGGACCAAAAGCUCAGCACACCAUAAUUCUUCUCCAGAUGCAAAUGGUGGAGCAAGCGAUCAGGAUUCCCAAUCCGUUUUUACACCCUUCCGCGCAUACUCUGCACGUAAAGGGUUGAUAGUGAAAGAGGUUAUUGUUGAGGAUAGUGAUGUGUCCAAGGCACUUGUGGAGUACAUAAACAAGUACCGCAUUUCCAACAUUGUUCUUGGUGCGUCAACAAGGAGCGCUAUUGCCAGGAAAUUUUGGACUCAUGAUGUGCCAACCAUCAUAAACAAGACUGCCCCGGAUUUUUGCUCUGUGUAUGUAAUUUCAAAAGGCAAGCAACAAUCUUUCCGGCCUGCAGCGAGACCUCUGGCAUGUGCUCCAUCUCAAGCACAGUUUACACCCCCUCACACAAGACCGCCUUUUAGGAACACAAGUGCUGAACUGGAGGAUGUCAGGCACUCAUCACAUAUGAGGGGGGAACAAAACACGAGACCUAAAAAAGGCUUGGGGACAGACAGUUUUGAUGCUCCUAUAAGACGGGCAAAGAAUUCAUCCACUCGCAAUUCCCUCAGUGAUAAUGAAAGUGAAGUCCUUGCAUCAUUUCGUCAGGGUUCACUUGAUCUGACAGUUCAAAAUAUAGACUUCACAAGAGUAUCAGAUGGUUCAAAUGAUGGAAACUCGGCUUCUAAAGAUUUGGAAGCUGAGAUGAAAAGACUAAAGCUAGAGCUAAAACAAACCAUGGACAUGUACAACACAGCUUGCAAAGAAGCUGUCUCAGCCAAGCAAAUGGCUAAACAGCUUCAACAGUCGAAAAUGGAAGAGGCUCGCAGGUUUGAGCAAGUUAAACUUUCUGAAGAGGCUGCUCUUGCGAUGGUGGAGAUGGAGAAGGCUAAAUGCAAAGCUGCCAUUGAAGCAGCUGAGAAAGCUCAAAAGUUAGCUGAGAUGGAAGCACAAAGAGUAAAGAUUGCAGAGAUGAAGUCUAAGAAAGAUGCACAUGAAAAAAAUCAAGCAUUAAAUUCUUUGUCUCAUGAUGCCCGCUACAGAAAAUAUGCCAUAGAAGAGAUUGAGGCUGCGACUGAUAAAUUUUCACAAGCAAAGAAAAUUGGUGAAGGUGGAUAUGGACCUGUUUUCAAGGGAAAACUUGAUCAUACACCUGUUGCCAUCAAAGUUCUAAGACCUGAUGCUGCUCAAGGAAGGAAACAAUUUCAACAAGAGGUUGAGAUCCUCAGUCUCAUUAGACAUCCGAAUAUGGUCCUCCUCUUGGGCGCAUGUCCUCAGUAUGGAUGUUUAGUAUAUGAAUACAUGAAUUAUGGUAGCUUGGAAGAUCGUUUGUUUCGAAAGGGCAAUACCCCUCCAAUUCCAUGGGGAAUUCGGUUCAAGAUUGCGGCAGAUAUUGCUACAGGUCUUUUAUUCCUUCACCAAUCAAAGCCAGAACCUCUUGUGCACCGAGACCUUAAGCCAGCCAACAUCCUUUUAGACCGCCACUAUGUCUGCAAAAUCAGUGAUGUUGGCUUGGCGCGGUUAGUCCCACAAUCUGUAGCUGAUAGUGUCACACAGUAUCACAUGACUUCGGCUGCUGGGACAUUUUGUUACAUAGACCCUGAAUAUCAGCAAUCUGGAAGACUAGGGACUAAAUCAGAUAUAUAUUCACUUGGAGUAAUGUUACUUCAAAUUAUCACAGCAAGGCCCCCAAUGGGUUUAACCCACCAAGUAGAGAAGGCUAUAGAAAAGGGUACAUUUGCAGAAUUGUUAGAUCCAACGGUGCAAGACUGGCCAAUGGAAGAAACUCUUAACUUUGCAAAACUAUCACUCCGCUGUGCUGAGCUCAGGAAGAGGGAUAGGCCAGAGCUUAGUUCAGUAGUCUUACCGGAGCUUAACCGGCUAAAAGAACUUGGGAUGGAAAGCAUGCAAAAGAAAUACUGGUCAUAAUCCUGGACCUUGCUGUUGAAUUAUCCUGCAUUUGGCAUUUGCUUCUCAAAUGGAACGAUCCUAAAUUUUCUGCCAGAUAUCCAUGAGGCCAUUAGAUAAUGUUGUGACUGGUGAUACCAACUUUAUCUGCUAUGGUGGUAUAAAGCUCCCUCAAGAUUCAAAUUGCUAAAAGCUUAUUGCAAUUGGUGUUAACUCAGCUGAUAAACACACACACACACACACUCCUUGUUGCAACUAAUAGAUUGUCAGUUUGAGACAUCAAUGUGUGAACUAGCCACUAUUAGUUUUGAUUUGCCUAGGCUUCCCAAAAGAAAAUGGAAGCUUCUAGGAAUAUAUCUUAAAAUUCUAGUCCACAACAAAAGGGUAUGUAUGCAAUGCAAUUUGCCAAAACAAAACAAAAAAGAGCAUAAAGUGUGACUCAUAAUUGGUGCCCACAAAUGAUGGAUAUUGUCAAUAAAAAGGCAUAACCAUAUUUCCAAUUA
This is a messenger RNA of Ipomoea nil (Japanese morning glory), 2865 nucleotides long. Its product is annotated as U-box domain-containing protein 35-like. The transcript is spliced from 9 exons. Gene Ontology annotation, molecular function: ATP binding; protein kinase activity. The record is from RefSeq and is a predicted model, not a curated record. NCBI's taxonomy places the organism in Eukaryota, Viridiplantae, Streptophyta, Magnoliopsida, Solanales, Convolvulaceae. The coding region runs from base 317 to 2383 and encodes 688 amino acids. Gene Ontology annotation, biological process: protein phosphorylation.